AUGCCCGAAGACUCUCUCGGAGCACACCGGGCAGCAGAAGAGACGGAAACGAGCGUCGGUGAAGUAAUCAUUCCAUUCAGAACGGUGCUCGGUCUUGAACUGAUCGGAUGCUGGCGCAAGAUGCGAUGUCACUUUACCGGGUUCUUCUUGUUCGGGUUCGGGAUGCAGCGGUGGACGUCUGUGAAGCAUUUGUUUAGAGUCAGUCGCUGAGACGUUCUCGCGAUUCUUCUGGUCUUCCUUAUUCAGUCAGACUCGAAGCACGUUAACAGGUUUUGAUAUGUGUUGUGGGAAAUUGGUAAAGGGUCAGCGGUCCAGAGGGACUUGUGGCAUUGGGAAGUUGGCGCGCGCGUGGCGCGGCGCCGGAUGGAGGCAGAUGGCGGUGUGGUGUCUUGAUUGGACUCAGAGGUGGCUUGCACGCGGAUACUAUCUAAGGCUCUGGUUUCGUUCACUCUCUCCCUCUUCUUUAACACACACUCGAUAUCUAUCUCGCCCAUUCGCCUGCUACAAGUUGAUUGACCUUGGCGAUACUCUAUCUCACAAUAGGUCAUCUAUCAACGCCGCGUAG
Molecule: messenger RNA, 565 nt
Organism: Microbotryum saponariae
Lineage: Eukaryota; Fungi; Basidiomycota; Microbotryomycetes; Microbotryales; Microbotryaceae
Source: the annotation of a GenBank genome assembly